AUGGAGCUCAACGACAGCCUCGUGGACCUCCUCCUCUGCCCCGACGAUGGACCCAACUCUACGACGCUCGGCAGCGUUGGCUACAACUAUAGCUCAUUUCUAAUCGUCAUUGUCCUCAUCUUCAUGAUAUCUAACAACGGCAAUUCCAGAGUGCGUGGCCCCGGUGACAGCAACAACAACGACAACAACAGCAGCAAUGACAAUGGUGACAGAGGAGAUGCCAACAACAACAGUGUUCCGUCAAGCGGGAGAGGUUCCUCCUUGUUGAUGGGAAAUGGUUCACUUGCAGCUUUUGAUGGAGUUGAGGGAUAUUCAUCUCUAGACACUGAUCACUGGAAGGAAGCAGUACGCACUAAGAUAGAUUCUAUUAUUUCUAAUGGUACUUGGGAAGUUGUCGAACAUCCAUAUGGUUGCAAACUCGCUGGAUACAAUUGGGUUUUCAAGAAGAAGCUUAUGCCUGAUGGUACAAUUGAAAAUUACAAGGCAAGGCUUGUAGCCAAGGGUUAUGCACAAAAAGAAGGCACCGCUCUAAUAGGCCUCUAUAGUGACCCCGACUGCACGGUGCUAAGCGACAGCCUCCUCGGCCUCCUCUUCUUCCCCGAUGAUGGACCAGGAUCUACAGCCCUAGGCGGUGAUGACUACAACUCUUGUUCAAUCAUCAUCGUCCUCGUCUUCAUGAUGUCCAACAACGGCGAUUCCAGCGCGCGUGGCCCCGCCGACGGCAACAACGACAACAACAACAACAAAAGCGAUGACAACGGUGACAGAGGAGACGGCAACAACAACAACGUUCCGUCAAGUCAGAGAACAGAUACGUUCUCAGUGUAA
This is a messenger RNA of Oryza brachyantha (malo sina), 828 nucleotides long. RefSeq names its product nuclear transcription factor Y subunit alpha-like. Bases 1 to 828 code for a protein of 275 amino acids. NCBI's taxonomy places the organism in Eukaryota, Viridiplantae, Streptophyta, Magnoliopsida, Poales, Poaceae. The record is from RefSeq and is a predicted model, not a curated record. The transcript has 4 exons.